This is a messenger RNA of Eucalyptus grandis, 1359 nucleotides long. RefSeq names its product KHG/KDPG aldolase. The transcript is spliced from 11 exons. The record is from RefSeq and is a predicted model, not a curated record. Gene Ontology annotation, molecular function: lyase activity. The coding region runs from base 1 to 783 and encodes 260 amino acids. NCBI's taxonomy places the organism in Eukaryota, Viridiplantae, Streptophyta, Magnoliopsida, Myrtales, Myrtaceae.
AUGGCCGUUUUGAGCGCGAGCUACUGCUUGUGGCGAAGACCGCCUUUAAUCUCGCCGCCGCAACCACCGCCGCCUCCAUCCCGACGAUACCGGCUUCGUGCCUGUACCGAUCGAUCGUCGCUAUCUCCUGUUCAACGAACCAUUUCGCACAUCGAGAACUCUGGCAUCAUCGCUUGCCUUCGCGCCAAUAGUCCGGAGCUGGCAUUUGAAGCUGCCUGCGCUGCGCUUGGAGCUGGCAUUACGGUCCUGGAAAUAGUCAGAUCCACCCCAGGCGUGUUUGAGGUUUUGCAUCAGCUGAUCAAAGAUCACCCGACGGCAACCCUUGGAGUUGGGACUAUUUUGAAUGCUGAGGAUGCUCAAAAUGCAAUAGUCGCUGGAGCCAAGUUCCUGAUGAGUCCUGCAAUGGUUAAGGACAUUUUGUCUGACUCACAAGAUUGUGGAGUCCUAUACAUUCCUGGAGUGAUGACCCCCACAGAAAUAUUAUCUGCAUAUGAUGCUGGUGCCAAGAUCGUGAAGGUCUACCCUGUUUCAACGUUAGGUGGAACUCACUACAUAUCAGCCCUUAAGAAGCCUUUUCCUCACAUUCGCAUGGUUGCUUCUCAAGGCAUUCCAAUAGAUUUAGCUGGAGAAUACAUUGCAAAAGGAGCAUCUGCAGUUGUCCUCUCAGAUGCCAUAUUCACUAAAGGAGCAAUGGCUCAAUGCAAUCUCAGUGAAAUAUCUAAAUUUGCUCACAUUGCAGCCUUGCAGGGCAGGCAAGCUGUUGAUCGGAGGAAAAGAUGCUAGGAAUAGGAAGUUGUUGAAGGGCUAUUUGCUUUUGCAUCACCUUCAGAGGUAUGGAGGACUUGAGGAAUGUUCAUAUGCCUGAUGGGCACUGAAAUUUCAGAGUCACUUGUUCCCGUACGAUCGAUCGAUGGUUGUCCCUGCGGAAGACUCGACUGGCAAUUGAAUGCUUUCCCAGUUGACCACUCUUUAAGAAACGCUUAGUCUCGGGCAAAUUCAAUUUGUGGUACUCUCGAUGCUUGAGUGAUCGUCCUUGCUGGAGCUCUGGGUUCAUCUCAUGAAGACGUUGUCUCCCCAAUGUGGAGGUGUACACAUUCAGUCUGUAGUUUAUACCAGAGUCACAGAAUCGGGCGUCAGAUCCCUGAUGAUAUCGACGACCGAGUAGUUAGCACUCGUUGGAGAACCCAUAGCUAGUCCUGAAUAACCUUUAUCCUUUCCUGAUUACUCCUUGUGUAUUAAUUGCUCUAUAUGGAUAUAAACGAAAUACUAUACGUGCAUAUAUGCGCGUUUACUUACGUACGUUACGGGGAAACCUGUAACUGAUGGUGUAAUCGAGCGACUUCAGUGUUUUCGGGUGCU